Lampris incognitus (smalleye Pacific opah) is the source of this 2622-nucleotide messenger RNA. RefSeq names its product ubiquitin specific peptidase 13 (gene usp13). Bases 31 to 2622 code for a protein of 863 amino acids. The record is from RefSeq and is a predicted model, not a curated record. The transcript has 21 exons. NCBI's taxonomy places the organism in Eukaryota, Metazoa, Chordata, Actinopteri, Lampriformes, Lampridae. Gene Ontology annotation, molecular function: cysteine-type deubiquitinase activity; protein binding; zinc ion binding. Gene Ontology annotation, biological process: protein deubiquitination.
CAUUGUGCCGCCAGAAGCAGGAAUGCGAAGAUGGCUGCAGACCUGGGAGAGCUGCUGGUCCCUUACAUGCCCACCAUCCGAGUGCCCCGGACAGGAGACAGGGUUUUCAAGAGCGAGUGUGCCUUUUCCUACGAUUCUCCCGAGUCUGAGGGAGGCCUGUAUGUGUGUAUGAACACAUUCCUGGGCUUUGGAAGAGAACAUGUGGAGCGGCAUUACCGCAAAACAGGACAGAGUGUUUACAUACACCUUAAGCGACACGUCAAAGAGAAAGCAACAGGUGCAGCGGGUGGCGCCAUCCCCAGGAGAAGAAAUGGGAAAGUGUUUCUAGAUUUGGAGUUAAACCGCGAUUUUAAUGGGGAGGACUAUGAGUAUGAGGACGAAGCCAAGCUCAUCAUAUUCCCAGACCACUACGAGAUCCCCUUACCGAAUAUCGAGGAGUUGCCAGCACUGGUGACAAUAGCCUGUGAUGCCGUGCUCAACGCGCCAUCGGCCUACAAGAAGCAGGAGCCGGAGUCCUGGGAGGAGGAGAUCCAGGUGUCCAGACACGCGAGGAGCCUCAGACAGCAGGACAAUGGAGUCCGGAUCCCACCCAGCGGGUGGAAGUGUCAGAAAUGCGAGAUGCGGGAAAACCUGUGGCUGAACCUGACAGACGGCGCUGUGCUCUGCGGGAAGUGGUUCUUCGACGGGAGCGGGGGAAACGGUCACGCCCUGGACCACUACAGACAGACCAACUUCCCCCUUGCUGUCAAGCUGGACACCAUCACCCCCGAUGGUGCAGAUGUGUACUCAUUUGAGGAGGAAGAAGCCGUGCUGGACCCUCACAUAUCAGAGCACUUAUCACACUUUGGAAUAGACAUGCUACAGAUGCAACAGAGGAUGGAGAACGGGCACCACACAGACAACAACGCACGACCGCGGGUCAGCGAGUGGGAGGUGAUCCAGGAGUCCGGCAUGAAGCUGAAGGUGGUGUAUGGCUCAGGUUACACAGGCAUGAAAAACCUGGGCAACAGCUGCUACCUGGGCACCGUCAUGCAAGUCCUCUUCAGCAUCCCCGAGUUUCAAAGGAUGUAUGUGGGCAAUCUCCAGAGGAUCUAUGACUACUCACCCCUCGACCCCACCCAGGACUUUGCCACACAAAUGGCUAAACUGGGUCACGGACUGCUGUCAGGCCAGUACUCCAAACCGCCCGUGAAAUGUGAGCUCAUUGAACAGGUGAUGAAAGAAGAAUACAAGGUAUUAAACUGGCAGCAGCAGAAGGGCAUCUCUCCCCGGAUGUUCAAGGCCCUGGUCAGUAAAGGACACCCGGAGUUCUGCUCCAACCGCCAGCAGGACGCCCACGAGCUCCUCCUGCAUGUCAUCAACCUGGUGGAGAGGAACAGCGCGGGCUCGGAGAACCCGAGUGACGUCUUCCGCUUCCUGGUGGAGGAGCGCGUGCAGUGCUGCCAGACGCGGCGAGUUCGCUACACGCAGCGGGUGGACUACCUCAUCCAGCUGCCCGCCCCCAUCGAGGCCGCCACCAACAGAGAGGAACUGCUGGCAUACGAGGCCAAGCGAAGGGACGCAGAGGAGAACUUGCGGCCCCCUCCCGAGCCGGUGAGGGCCCGCAUCCCAUUCACCGCCUGCCUGCAGGCCUUCACCGAGCCGGAGAACGUCCCUGACUUCUGGAGCUCAGCGCUGCAGGCCAAGUCCGCCGGAGUCAAGACUUCCCGUUUUGCCUCCUUCCCAGAAUAUUUGAUCAUGCAGGUCAAGAAAUUCACGUUUGGGGUUGACUGGGUCCCCAAGAAACUGGAUUUGGCCAUCGAUGUUCCAGACUUCCUGGAUCUAAACCGGCUCCGGGCCACAGGACUCCAGGCGAGCGAGGAGGAGCUGCCAGACCUCUCACCUCCUAUUGUACUCCCCGAAGACACCAGAGAUAACUCCAUGAGCUCCAUCGACUCUCCGGAAAUAGACGAGGCGUCAGUAAUGCAGCUGGCAGAGAUGGGCUUCCCGCUGGAGGCCUGUCGGAAGGCAGUCUACUACACCGGCAACAUGGGCCCCGAGAUGGCCUUCAACUGGAUCAUAGCCCACAUGGAGGAGCCUGACUUUGCAGAGCCCCUUACUCUGCCCUCCAUGAUGGACGCUGCUCCCUCCUCCAGCGACCUCCCCAUGGGAGCCACCCCACUGGACAACUCGCCCCCUGAAGAGAGCAUUGCCAUCCUCACCUCCAUGGGCUUCCCCCGCAGUCACACCAUCCAGGCCCUCAGAGCCACGAACAACAACCUGGAACGAGCGCUUGACUGGAUCUUCACGCACCCUGAGCAGGAGGAGAGUGAUGCCAUGUCAGACAUGGCCGACACAGAGCCCAAUGACAACGCCUUCUCCAACACCAACUCACACAGUGACUCCACACUGUCCCCAGACCGGGACGCCUCUGGUCCACGGAUCAAAGACGGACCGGGACGUUAUGAACUGUUUGCCUUCAUCAGCCACAUGGGAGCAUCCACAAUGUCCGGUCAUUAUGUAUGUCACAUCAAGAAGGAGGGAAGGUGGGUGAUCUACAACGACCACAAAGUGUGUUUGUCAGAAAGGCCUCCUAAAGACUUGGGCUACAUCUACUUUUAUCAUCGACUGUCCAGCAGCUAG